AUGCCACGACGAAUCCCAUCGCAAGUGCCGCAGACCGUCUCGAGGCUGCUCGAAGCAGGCUUCCUCAAACGGCCUCCGGCGUGGUUCGAGGCGGUGAACAACCACCCUCCCGUCACUUUGCCAGCUCGCCAUCCCGUCAGUCGUCCGGAUGAGGAUCUUCCCGUUCGUCUGCGUGCCUCGUCGCAGACCAGCCUAGCCAAUGCUGGUCCAUCUUCCGCAUCUGCUGACGGCGCUGCUCCCGCGACGCACGGCCGCGAUACGACCAACUCGAAGAAGAAAUCGCGAACGUUAACACCCAAGCUCACACCAAAGCCCAUCGUUUACGAAGAGGACAGAAUUCGACAACAGUUCUUCCGCGAUCACCCAUGGGAAGCCUACCGACCCAAGACGCUCGUCGAGAUGAGCGAGCAGGUGGGCGGCGAGACGCGCGUGCAUGGCGACCCUAAGCGUCUGCGUUCGUACGGCCGCAAUCCCAGCGUGGAAGACUUUGUUGCCUGCACGCUUGCAGCACACCGACAGGGCGGUCUCUCGCUCUCGCAAGCAUACCAUAACACUCUAUCGUCCUACCACGGUCUCAAGGCCGAGCACGAGCACGCUACGCGAUACGCCAUCUUGGAAGCAAAGUACUACGGUGCUGAUCUGGGCAAGACCGAGACGCAACGAGGAUUCGAAAAGGAGGAAAAGGCGCUUGCAUCCUGGGCUGCAUGGGCUGCUGGAGGCACGGCAGGGGUUGAUGGCGCUAAUGCCGCGAAUGUGGUGCAGCAGACCAAGGCGGUACGAGUGAAGCGCACCGAUGAGACUUUUACUUCAGGUGAUGCAUACCUUGAAGCAGCAAAGGCCUUUAGGGACGGCAAGAUCAGCGCAGAGCGACUGGGAAGCGGGGCUCAGCUUGCCCCUAGCCAGCCAUCAGCGCCCUUUGGCAACAGCAGCAGCCCCGUACCGACGGCUGAAGAUGCAGACGACUUUCUCGGUCUCGCCAAAUCCGCCAUACAACCGACAGAAGCUACCUCGACCGAGCCACAGUCUCUGUUGAAGGGCUAG
Mycosarcoma maydis (corn smut) is the source of this 1041-nucleotide messenger RNA. RefSeq names its product mitochondrial 37S ribosomal protein mS23. NCBI's taxonomy places the organism in Eukaryota, Fungi, Basidiomycota, Ustilaginomycetes, Ustilaginales. The transcript has a single exon. Gene Ontology annotation, molecular function: structural constituent of ribosome. Gene Ontology annotation, cellular component: mitochondrial small ribosomal subunit. The record is from RefSeq and is a predicted model, not a curated record. Bases 1 to 1041 code for a protein of 346 amino acids.